Molecule: messenger RNA, 1708 nt
Organism: Microcebus murinus (gray mouse lemur)
Lineage: Eukaryota; Metazoa; Chordata; Mammalia; Primates; Cheirogaleidae
Source: RefSeq, a predicted model, not a curated record
AAAUUUUUCUUACAAAGGACUAAACAAACAAAAAUAGCCUACUUUUAGAAUGCGAGUAUGUCUGGAAGUAUAAUAUUAGUCCUUGACACCUGGGUAUAAGUUAGGUCUGCAGAUUUCAUCUGUGUCAGGAAGUAUCUGCAUGGGGGAGGGGGGUGUCAUGUGAUAAUAAAUGUGGUUCCUAAGCAGUUGCUUCAGGGGAACAGGCAGGUAGACCAGGCUUGAUAAAUUUGCCUUUACAAACACACAGGGCCAGGCUGACACAUUCAAACACACCCAGACACGAGGGGGCACUGGUCCCAUGAGGGCCAUGGAUAACGACCCUCCAACUCCAUCCACCAGCCAAGACUCUGUCCACAGCAGAGCUGUACUCUGAACAGGAACCCCUGCCCGCCAGGGAUCCUGCUCCAGUGGGAUCUGUCUGACCAUAGCUUCCUGGGGGUCAGAGUGGAUCUAGUCCCAGGAAGGUGGGAUGCAGGGGGAAUCUCAGGUGAGAACAACCUCAGGUCUUGUUCCAGAUCUGGCCACAGAGCACUGAUUGGAGCCCUAAACCCCUUAGGACCCAAGGGCCUCUUCCUCCUCCCUGGGCAGGGCAGCCUCUUGACCUUUGCUCACCUGCAGUUUAUGUCCCUUUGGGCCCAGCAGCUGAAGGAAGGAAUGCUGGGCACGGCUCUGGAGUGCCACUUGCUGGCUGGCUGUGAGGAGCCAGGAGACUGGCAUUCCUAGCACCAAAGCCCUGUUGAUCUUUGACCCCCACCCCUCCCUGGGAGCCUUGGCCCUCCUCCUGCCUUCCUUUUUUCCCUGCAGGCCUCUCCCUCUGUUUGCCAUCUCCUCACUUCAUUCUGUGCCCUUCCUCUGCCUAGCAUGUUUUCCCAGCCUCUGGCUCAGUCCAAUCCUUCCAUGCUGUCUUCAAGCCCUGCUUCCUGCACGUCUCCCAACCCAGACAAGGAGAACCCAAGUAAGAAGGUCCAGUGGGCUUCUGGGAGGAGGAGGACAUCAUCCACAGACUCAGAGUCCAAGUCCCACUCAGACCCCUCCAGGGUGUCCAGGUCCCGGAGACCCAGCCGGCUGACGGUGAAGUACGACUGGGGGCAGCUCCAGCGCUGGCUGGACAUGGAGCAGUGGGUAGGUGCUCAGCUGCAGGAGCUCUUCCAGAGUCUCACUCUGUUGCCCGGGUUAGAGUGCCGUGGCGUCAGCCUAGCUCACAGCAACCAAGGUCAAACUCCUGGGCUCAAGCAAUCCUCUUGCCUCAGCCUCCCAAGUAGCUGGGACUACAGGAUCAACCAGCCCCUUCUGAGCCUGAGAUUGACCUGGAGGCUCUCAUGGAACUAUCUACAGAGGAGCAGAAGACUCAGUUGGAGGCCAUUCUCCAAAACUGCCCUCGCCCCACAGAGCCUUUUAUCUCUGAGAUGCUCAGUGAACUCAAGAAACUCCGGAGACUCAGCCGGCCUCAGAAAUAACCCUGAGAGACUAUCUUCAGCAGCCUCCGUGCUGUCAGACCUGUCUUGAACCUCUGGAUCCCAGCUGAGAGGGAAACAGCUCUUUCGGACACAGACAAGGAACAUGGAGGACAAGGAGGGACAUUUUGUACAUACCUAGUGUAUGUGCAGUCACAACUGGUUUCUGUCAGCUGGGCUGUCUGGGAGCCGACCAUGGCUGCUGCCCAGUGCUUUCCUUGGCAGCCAAGUGGAUAAAACCUUUAGGAUCCCCA